GUUUUACUCUGAUGCUGAAGGUGGCGCCAUACAACUGAAAACCGACCUCCGGAAAAUAGAGAGUAGAAGAAGAGGAGGCGGAAGCCUGAACAUGCAAAAUAGCCAGAAUGGGCACCCAAAUGAAAGAUGUCAUGAUCAAGCCUGACGCUCCCAGCACACUGUUACUGGACAAACAUGCGGACUACAUCGCUGCCUACGGCUCCAAGAAGGACGACUAUGAGUACACUCUGUCCGAGUACCUGAGGAUGAGCGGCAUCUACUGGGGGCUGACAGUGAUGGACCUGAUGGGUCAUCUGCCCAGGAUGAACCAGCAGGAGAUCAUAGACUUCAUUAAAUCCUGUCAGCACGAGUGCGGCGGCAUCAGCGCCAGCAUCGGCCACGACCCCCAUCUCCUCUACACCCUCAGCGCUGUGCAGAUCUUGAGCUUGUAUGACAACGUGGACGCGAUCGACGUGGACAAAGUGGUGGAAUACAUCAAAGGGCUGCAGCAGGAAGACGGCUCGUUUGCGGGAGACAAAUGGGGAGAAAUAGAUACACGGUUUUCUUUCUGUGCCGUCGCCACACUUUCAUUACUGGGCAAGAUGGAUACAAUAAAUGUUGACAAGGCCGUAGAGUUCGUCUUGUCCUGCAUGAACUUCGACGGAGGUUUCGGCUGCAGACCUGGUUCAGAGUCUCACGCUGGUCAGAUUUACUGCUGCACCGGCUUCCUGUCGCUCACUGGUCAGCUGCACCAGGUGAACGCUGACCUGCUGGGCUGGUGGCUCUGUGAGAGGCAGCUGCCGUCCGGCGGCCUCAAUGGACGACCCGAGAAGCUUCCAGAUGUUUGUUACUCGUGGUGGGUUUUGGCCUCGCUGAAGAUCAUCGGCAGGAUCCACUGGAUCGACAAAGCCAAGCUGCGCACGUUUAUUCUGGCCUGUCAGGACGAGGAGACGGGAGGUUUCGCUGAUAGACCUGGAGACAUGGUGGACCCUUUCCACACUCUGUUUGGAGUUGCAGGUCUCUCCCUCCUGGGAGACGAACAGGUCAAAGCGGUGAACCCGGUGCUGUGCAUGCCCGAGGACGUCCUGCAGAAGAUCGGCGUGCGGCCCGACCUCCUCAGUUAGCCCCUCCCGACCCGGCGCGCACACUCCCAACACACACUUAGGCACACGUACAAACAGCCGUCUCUCUGAACACGCUCCGCUUCACGUCAGCUCCCGCUAAUGGAUGUUGGAAGCAGAGAAGAGGACCACAACGCAUUAUCGUGGUGGAGGACAAAAUGGACAUGAUUCCCCUCUGAUCCUUCCUGGUUCAUAAAAAAAAAAUAGAAAGAUGACAUUCCUUAGCUUAAUGAGUUUAGGGGAAAACUUGUAGCUGUUGGCACAAAGUAGACACGUUUCUUACUCUCCUCACCUUUCAGCUUCUCCACUAACCAAGAAAGUCAAAACCAGGUGCGUCUGUCCUGUUGUGCUUUUUAUUAUUGUGAUCAUACCAGAGUGAUUGGAGAAUCCGGCAGAUGAGUUAAGACGAGGCACAAAGAAGGUAAAAGUUAGAUUCAGUUCAUCUCCUCUCACUUGUUACAGUUUAACAUGUACUAACUUUUAAGCACUACAUCUGUGUUUUCUCAUCAUGCUGCUGCUAUUUCAUUUAAAGAAGAAAAAAUAAACGUGGAAGAGCAAUCGCAAGAGCUUUGGGUUCAGCUGGAGAUGCAGCUCAGGACUCUUGUUCUCGUGCGGCUUUGGUGGAAGUGGAACAGUUCUCUUUGUGACGGGAAACAGCCAGAGGUGCGACGGUGUUUUAAAUGUCUUAUCUCCCAGCUACACUAUUUAUUUAAACCCAGGUUACUCAGCUCAGACGUGCGCGGCUGCGUUCGACCUGCCUCUGUGGAACAGCUUUUAGAGAACUACCAUUUUACCGCACUCUCGUCGUCUUACUGAAUGAAAACGUUGUACCUGGUGUCGGUUAACUGUUCAGUGUCUGUUGUUACAAAAAAAAAGUCAAUAAAUCACGUGUUGACAGAGUUUUAAUUACUGCUAA
Molecule: messenger RNA, 2016 nt
Organism: Mugil cephalus (flathead mullet)
Lineage: Eukaryota; Metazoa; Chordata; Actinopteri; Mugiliformes; Mugilidae
Gene: rabggtb
Product: Rab geranylgeranyltransferase subunit beta
Exons: 9
Coding region: 108-1103 (331 amino acids)
Biological process (GO): protein geranylgeranylation
Cellular component (GO): Rab-protein geranylgeranyltransferase complex
Molecular function (GO): Rab geranylgeranyltransferase activity
Source: RefSeq, a predicted model, not a curated record